Molecule: messenger RNA, 2025 nt
Organism: Drosophila obscura
Lineage: Eukaryota; Metazoa; Arthropoda; Insecta; Diptera; Drosophilidae
Gene: Ras85D
Product: ras-like protein 1
Exons: 4
Coding region: 378-947 (189 amino acids)
Biological process (GO): Ras protein signal transduction; epidermal growth factor receptor signaling pathway
Cellular component (GO): plasma membrane
Molecular function (GO): GTPase activity; GTP binding; GDP binding
Source: RefSeq, a predicted model, not a curated record
AUACUUGAUCGAUAAAUCCGCGGUCACACUGAGCUGCAGAAAUAAGUUACGAAUUUAUUGUUUUCUUUUAAUGUAAAUUGCAACUAAACCCAGUUAUUAAAAGUCGUGUAAUUGCCCGAAGUUGCGUUAAACCGUAAUUUGUGACCCCGACACGUGCCAAGUGAAUGUGUUGUGCGGUGCCGCGACCGCAAACUCGACAGACGCAAAGAAGAAAAACAAGGAGGAGCUAAUAGAGAAGGCAGCAACAAAGAAGCCCAGGGGAGACAUCCACACGCAUUCUAAGACACACGCACCCCCAAAGACUGCAGCUGCGGGUUUUUGUACCAGCGCACUACGUUGAUCGCUAGACACAACGGCUAAUCAAAAGCGGAAUACAAAUGACGGAAUACAAAUUGGUUGUUGUUGGUGCGGGAGGCGUUGGGAAAUCAGCGUUGACCAUCCAACUAAUUCAGAAUCAUUUUGUUGACGAAUACGAUCCGACCAUCGAGGACUCGUACCGAAAGCAAGUGGUCAUUGAUGGAGAAACCUGCCUUUUGGACAUCUUGGACACCGCUGGACAGGAAGAGUACUCGGCCAUGCGGGAUCAGUAUAUGCGCACGGGUGAGGGCUUCCUGUUAGUCUUUGCGGUAAAUAGUGCAAAAUCCUUCGAGGACAUUGGCACAUACCGCGAGCAGAUCAAACGGGUCAAGGAUGCCGAGGAGGUGCCUAUGGUGCUUGUAGGCAAUAAGUGCGACUUGACCACGUGGAACGUUAAAAACGAACAGGCAAGAGAGGUGGCCAAACAAUACGGCAUUCCAUACAUUGAGACAUCAGCUAAGACGCGCAUGGGUGUUGAUGAUGCAUUUUACACACUGGUGCGUGAGAUCCGAAAGGACAAGGACAACAAGGGGCGAAGGGGGCGUAAACUUAAUAAGCCGAAUCGUAGAUUUAAAUGUAAAAUGCUCUAAACGGGCUCGAAGUGGUUUUAUUAACUUUUUAUUUUGUUCAAUGUCGCCUGUUGUCUGUCUGUCUGUCUGUAUGUAUUCAGUAAUGUCUUCGUGGGGCAAUCGUGUCAAUGGAUGGUGGAUGGCAGGAUUGUGGAUCCCCCGCGAAUGCACGCUGAAUGAAAGCACACACACAUACACACACGUACAGAACGAAAGCACACACAUUUGUAUGGGGAGCGCGUUAGUCGGUGCAAUUGUCAGAUGAAGAGAAGAAUUGUAAUUAAUUUAAGUAACUAGAGUUUUAUGUACGUCAAAAUGAUUUUGUGAAUGUGUGUGUUUUGUGUCGUUUGAAAGGUUGCGUGGCGCCCUUUUAAGAGUAUUAACAAUAACGAAAAUGAAAACGAAGGAAAGCAAAACGAAAUGAAAUGAAUAUGUACCUCUCUACAUAUAACUAUGAAUACUGUUGUAACUGCCUCGGUUCAGCUGCUUUAACCAUUUGUUUUCAAUCACCACCAACCACUAAAACUGAAGUCAAUGUCGUUUGUAUUUUACCAGAGACGGAGACGGAGAAUCUGAUCUACUCUGAACCCCGAUAUACCACGAUGCAUGCAAGACUAGUUCUAAUUACUCGUAAUUCCUUGAGCUCUGUUGUCAAUGGUUUUGUUUUCAUGAUUUUAGCGUAGCCCGUCUUCUGAUUCAAGUUUUCUCACACAUACGCACGAACAGAAUUCCAUUAGUAUUUUUCACUAUUAAAGAACAAACAAAACAUGAAAAACGGUACAGCAAUUUUCGCACAAACGAGCAGAUUUGCUUGUCUUUGCUGCCCAAACUAAAUAAAUUUAUGUUCAUUAAACACAAUCAAUUGUUGUGGUGCUAUGAUGCAAACAUUUUAUUCAUAUGAGUUGUUCUUGGAAAGCCUUUCUUUCUACCUACCUUAUUGACAGAUCAAUCGAAGAUAAAACAAGCAGCCAAUUAAAUUUACAUUAUAUAGUUUGCUUUAAGCUUUUUAUACAUACAUUUAAUAUUUAAUUUUUUUGUAUUAAUUUUUGCCAUACAAAAAGGAACGAAAUAAAACGAUUGUGUGUACUAUUUAAACUGA